GGGAACAUUCGACGUCGGUGGAUCAGAAAUUUAUAGCAGAUGGAAAGUGAUAUUCAAAGCCCUAUGAACAGGAAGUCCAUAAAGGACGACAAUGUUGAUGCACCAUCACCAAGAUUUGCCCUGCUGGAAUCUGUGUCUGGCAGGUUUGAACAGAACAGGAGAGAGAGAGAGGAACGAAUUAAUCGUAUGAGGAACAGACAAGAGGCUGAGAAAGCUCACUCCCUGUAUCUAAAGCUCAAUGUGUCAUCUCCAUAUGAGCUACAACAAGCACGACAUGUGGCUGAAUCCUGGGCCAAGAGAAACGGUAGACAACGACCGCUGAUGACUGAACGCCAGCGUCAAGUGCUGCAACAAAUUGAAACUGUAGACAGGAGUAACAGACGUUCCCAGCGACUUGCAUCACCUCCAUCCCUGAAUAUAUCCAACAAUGCCAAUGACUACACUGAAACUUGUCCAAUCAUUGGGUGUCAAGUCAAGUUCACAAAUCAGCAGGAUCAUGAAAUGCAUGAACGUCAUUUUGAACAUUCCCCCUGCAAUCCCCUGCUACAGAUGCCCAAUGGCUGCCUGCCAGAUCAUCCUCUAGGGUUUGUGUGCCCGAAGUGUGGAGAAAGUUUUCAGCGAAAGAUUGAAUGUCAAGAGCACAUGGUGAUGUCAGACCACCUAAGUCUCUUCUCCCCGCUGCCCGUGAGUGCCUACAUGUGUCCACAGUGUCUACUCUUCUUCCCGGAGAAGAUGCGCUGCCACAACCACAUGGAGGAGCUCCACCACUUCGAGGUGGCCUACCCUUUCAAUGAUGAUCUCAACACCAAUCCAUCAUCAUGUCCAAAGACUGUACCAGUGACACAAGAAUUGGCAUGUGACUUCAUCCAGAAGGUGAAGGCUAGGUGUCCAACCUUCACCUUGACCUGUGUGGAGUGUCAGGUGGUGGUGGAAAAUCAGCAGGAGCUGGAUCAGCACCGGCGAGAGACAGAAGAGAUGCACAUGUUCUCAUCAUCAGCUUCUAGUAACCUGGCGGAAAUAUUUGCGGAGUACCUUGGGGACAGCACCUGUGAUACCUGUCUACAGGUCCUACAUACCCCACCAUCUGAUGGUAUCCACAAUUGUGGAACUGGCAUGCAGGGAGUCAGCAUCAACCUCAACUGUAAAUCCUUCAACGAGUUUGUACUUCGCUGUGGCCAUACACUCCAAAUGAAUCCUAGUGGGCAGACAUUGUCUGCAGAAGGGUCAGGUGUAACUCAUCAGCUUAGCUUGGAACCUCCACCCUGUCCACCAGAACCAUCUACUUCAGGACUGGCAGGAACCUCUCAAGGUCAUGUGGACAUUUAUUCCAUUGCAUCAGGAUCUUCUCCAGGUGAUGUGGAAUCUCUGCAUCUUGAUUCUGCAUCUACUACAGCAGGUGUGGACACUCAUCUUAGUAUGUCAGUGUCUUCUACUCCUGGAGGUGCUGACACUGGACGUCUUUCAUCCACAUCUUCAGAAGAAAGUGCUUCUUAUGUUGAUAAUGGCAGAAAGAGGUCCUAUGAUAAUGGCAGAAAGAGGUCCUAUGAUAAUGGAAGAAAGAGGUCCCAUGUAAUCGAAAUAUCUAGUUCCAGUGAGGAUGAGAUCUUAAAACUGACUUCAUCGGCAUGUAAGAGACGUAAAAUUAAUGCAAAGUCAUCAUCAAGUGCUAAAAAAUCAAAGAAAAGAAAAAAAUUGGCAUCCAGGAAAAGAAUAUCUUCGACCAGUGAGAAAAAUGAAUGUGAAGUUUCAGUUGAAAAUGAUAUCAUGUUCUGCAAAGACAACAAUGGGAACGAUAAACUUAAACCAAAUGAGCAAUUGGCUUGUUUAUCACAAGCAGAACAUCUUCAAUCAUCUCAUCAGGCGGCUUUGAAAGAAAAGCUUUCAGCAGAUUAUAUUGCAUCAUUAGCUCGUAAGGAACACUCGUCUAGCAAACCCUCUGGUGCAUCGACUAAAUGGCCCUCUCCUUUCACUUGUAACUUGCCAGUCAGGCGUCCUGUGAAAGGUCAGUCCAGCUCAUCAUCAACCUCUUCAUCUUCAUCAGAACAUCCUGUCAAGACUGACCCUGUUCAUCUGUUAACAUUUCGUGAACAAGGGCAAGACGCCUGUCCUCAGUCAUCAACCAAGCAGUCAACCAUUGGUCAUGCACUGAGGUCUUCUACAGAUGCAUCCAAAUCUCAGGCAGCAACAGUGAAAAGACCUAACUCUGUCAGCCCUUCCAGAUCUUUUGAAGCGUAUCCUGACAACCUGGAGGAGAUGAAUCUGGUUCUGUUUGUGGAUCUGGACAAUUGGGGCGGUUUCUUCAAGAAACUUCCUCGUAACCUGCCAGAGAAGAGCUUUGUGUGGGGUUUCUAUGGAGGGAAGCAACGAUGGGUUCCACCAAACAAGAAUAUGAUAUACAAGAAACUGGUGAAAAACAACUGUCUGCACAUCCAUGAGCAGUGUGGUACCAGUAAGGAUGCAGCAGAUUUCGCAAUAUGUCUCACAGUAGGGAAGAUGGAUGAGCGGCUACCCAAGCACAUACCAUUCACAAUACUGUCAGGGGAUAAGGGCUUCCUGGAAGUGGAGAGACAGAUGAAGAUGUCAUCACGCAAGAUGGUUGUCAUUGACCCUCACAAUGCUGAACAGCAUGACAACGAAGUACUGUACGCCAUGAUUAUCAGCUUGGCCAGUAACUAACAAUAUUUAUGGGAGAGUGUCAGUGUGGACUGGUACUGAUGAGGAUGUAAUACUGAACACCCUGAUCUGUGUUCCUAAUUGUGCAGCGAAGUCAAAGGGGACUUACCCAAAAAUAUAAAAGUAUAGGGCUCGAAUGACUCUCCAGAUUAGAAAAAAACACAGGAGAAGGCAUUAAGGACUCACAGACCUCACAGAUCCCAAUUGAGUUAAAACAUCUCUGGUUAUUUGGUUAAUGCCAUUCUGUGCAGGAUUGUGUUCCCUACCCUUGCUGUGAUGAGUUGGUUGUGGGGUAUGAAUCUGAAGUUCACUCAUGUAGUGAUCUUUGCUCAGCAAUCCUGAACCUUGUCAAAUUUUACAUCUAAACCUCAGGCCUUCCUAUCUGUCGGAAUGAAAAGACCACAAAUUGGAACAAUUUACGCGAUUAUCGAGUAUAGAGCAAUUGAAUGCGUUACAUAGCUCUCAAAUUUGAAAACAAAGCCGUAAUUAUCGUUAAGAAAGCAAUUUACAUUGGAUACACACGGUUGUAUGCAUAGUCAGCUAACGACUGUAGUUAAUUCCAAUUUUAUACGCUUUCGUUUCACAUUUAUAUGCAGUUACAUCGCAUAUGAGUUCUUUACAACCAAUGUGUGUGAAAUCUCAGCCCAUUGUCUUCUUUUGUUUCCGAUAGAUAGGAAGGCCUGAACCUGCAUCGCCAUGGCUCAUUAUUUUAAAGCUGUGUAUCAAACAACUGUAGUAGACCGAAAUAAAGAUUAUGUUUGUCUUACAGAUGUAACUGUCCAAAAGGUGA
Haliotis rubra (blacklip abalone) is the source of this 3463-nucleotide messenger RNA. RefSeq names its product E3 SUMO-protein ligase ZNF451-like. Bases 40 to 2676 code for a protein of 878 amino acids. The record is from RefSeq and is a predicted model, not a curated record. Lineage: Eukaryota; Metazoa; Mollusca; Gastropoda; Lepetellida; Haliotidae. The transcript has 9 exons.